ACGCGCGUACUGGCGUUGUUAGCUCACAGCGCGCGGUUGGUUGGAGAGCUGACUGCUGCGUCGCGUCUCCAUUAUCUGCAUCCUUCGCGAUCCCUAGAUUUUGCAUUGCAUCGAUCGGUCGGUCGAGCACUCGAGCUUCUGAUGAUCCUAUAUGUACACGUCUACGCGCAUAGGCGGGGAGGGGGUACGAGCGCACGAGUAGCCGCAGCCGUAAAACUCCUCCGAUCCGACCUCCAUAGCCAGCAGCCAGCAACGGAGGAGGCUCGACAAGCAUGGGGGCUCCACUGGCUUCCUGGCCAUGGGAGAACCUGGGCACCUACAAGUACCUGCUGUGCGGGCCGCUGUUCGCCAAGGCCGUGGGCGGCAGGGCGUGGGAGCGCGCGAGCCCGGACCACUGGUGCUUCCUCCUCCUCCUCCUCUUCUUCCUCCGGACGGCGACCUACCGCCUCUGGGGCCUCUUCACCAACAUGCUCUUCCUCAACCGCCGCCGCGUCAUCGUCCGGGACGGCGUCGACUUCCAGCAGAUCGACAAGGAGUGGCACUGGGACAACUUCCUGAUCCUGCAGCUCUGGCUGGCGGCCGCGGCCCUGUACGCCUUCCCUUCCCUGACGCACCUCCCUCCCUGGGACGCGCGGGGCGCGGCCGUGGCGCUCCUGCUCCACGUCGCGGCCACGGAGCCCCUCUUCUACCUGCUGCACAGGGCCCUGCACACAGGCCGGCUCUUCUCGGACUACCACUCCUUUCACCACUCCAGCAAAAUCCUCCAGCCUUACUCGGCUGGGUUCGCGACGCCGCUUGAGAUCAUGGCGAUCAGCGGGCUCAUGGCGGUGCCCGUCGCGGCCGCCUGCGCGGCGGGGCUCGGCUCCGCCUGGCUGAUCUUCGGCUACACGCUGGCGUUCGACUUCCUCAGGGCCAUGGGGCACUGCAACGUCGAGGUGUUCCCCGGGUGGCUUUUCCAGACCGUCCCGGCGGCCAGAUACCUCAUCGCCACCCCGACAUACCACACUAUCCACCACACCAACAGGGACAGCAACUUCUGUCUGUUUAUGCCAUUAUUUGAUCUGCUCGGAGGCACACUGAAUGACAAGUCCUGGGAGCUGCAGAAAAGAAACAGCGCAGGGACCGACGAGAUCCCCGGCUUCGUGUUCCUGAUCCACAUCGUCGAUGUGACGGCGGCCCUGCACAACAAUAUGAUGAGCAGGAGCUACGCCUCGCUGCCGUACGGCCGCCCCACGCCGGUGACCCUGCUGCACUGGCCCAUCGCGUUCGUGAUCAUGCUCGCCAUGUGGGUGUGGUCCAAGACCUUCGUCGCCUACUUCUACAGGCUCCGGGGGCGGCUGUUCCAGACCUGGGUCGUCCCCAGGUACGGCUUCCAGUACUUCUUGCCGUUCGCGAAAGAUGGCAUCAACAAGCAGAUCGAGGCGGCCAUCCUGAGGGCCGACAAGAUGGGCGUCAAGGUGGUCACCCUCGCGGCGCUGAACAAGAACGAGGCGCUGAACGGCGGGGGCACGCUGUUCGUGGCGAAGCACCCGGGCCUGCGGGUGCGCGUCGUCCACGGCAACACGCUCACGGCGGCGGUGAUCCUGCGGGAGAUCCCCGAGGGCACGGCGGAGGUGUUCCUCACCGGCGCCACGUCCAAGCUCGGACGCGCCAUCGCGCUCUACCUCUGCAGGAAGAGGGUCCGCGUCAUGAUGCUGACGGCGUCGGAGGAGAGGUUCCAGAAGAUCCAGGAGGAGGCGCCGCCGGAGGCCCAGCAGUACCUGGUCCGGGUCACCAAGUGCCAGUCGGCCCAGCACUGCAAGACGUGGAUCGCGGGGAAGUGGCUGUCGCCGCGGGAGCAGCUGUGGGCGCCGGCGGGCACGCACUUCCACCAGUUCGUGGUGCCGCCCAUCCUCCGCUUCCGCCGGGAUUGCACCUACGGCGAGCUCGCCGCCAUGCGCCUGCCCGACGACGUCCAGGGCCUCGGCGUCUGCGAGUACACCCUGGGCCGCGGCGUGGUGCACGCGUGCCACGCGGGCGGCGUCGUGCACUUCCUGGAGGGCUACGAGGGCCACGAGGUCGGCGCCAUCGACGUCGACCGCAUCGACGUCGUGUGGGAGGCCGCGAUGCGCCACGGCCUGCGCCCCGCCUGAUCGAUCGACCGCGGUAGCGUCGCCAGGAGCUCGGGGGCCGGCCGGUCACGGCGUCACGCCGCCGCUGCUUCGGCGAGAGGCGAUCGCUUUCGCAUGCCACGGCAGAAAAUGUCACGUAUGAUUUCAACCAUUCAAUGAUGAACCGUACGUUCAAUAAAAGGACACCAGUGUAAUGAGUGUAACUAAUGUAUACGUAUCUUGCAGUUCUAACUUCUAAGAGGUUUGAACUUGUUGGAUGCUUCGUACCUUGAGCUUUUUUUUUUAGAGUUUUAGGAGGUCGAGG
Panicum hallii is the source of this 2415-nucleotide messenger RNA. Its product is annotated as protein ECERIFERUM 3-like. Bases 273 to 2132 code for a protein of 619 amino acids. Gene Ontology annotation, molecular function: oxidoreductase activity; iron ion binding. Gene Ontology annotation, biological process: lipid biosynthetic process. The record is from RefSeq and is a predicted model, not a curated record. The transcript is spliced from 11 exons. NCBI's taxonomy places the organism in Eukaryota, Viridiplantae, Streptophyta, Magnoliopsida, Poales, Poaceae.